GAAGCCGCCGAGCGAAGACUCCAGUACAGAUCACAAACGUGUACUUACUUCAUCCGGUUUUCCCUCGACAAUUUAUUCUCCUGGGUUAAGCUCAACGGUGGCUGGUAAACCGGCACGUUAUGUUAAAAUUCAAAUUCCUCAGAUGCCGGCCAAAGAGGAAAACCGGGAACAGAAUAUUUUUGAUCAGGUCGAACAGGCGAGACAUGCUCGUCAUAUGUCUAGGGCAAGUUUAUCCGGAUCUACACGUAGUGCACAAACGCCAAACAGAACGACUUUUUCUGUUAACGGGGGAAUGCAAAGUCCACUUUCGAAUACAGGGUUUGAUGAUAAUCAAUUGCUUCCUGUAACGGAGGACACUUCGAUCGUUAAUAAUGGCAAUCAGAAGAUACCACCAACUUCUGAGAAAACACCUGAUAAAGUUUUACAGAAAAAGAGAUCGCAGACACAAAUACAACGGGAGCAAAAUACUCGACAGCAAAAUAAUACUUCACAAACUCCGACCGAGGAUAAACUGCAAUCUACUCCCUCGGAAUCAAAAGCGUAUAAAACAUCAAGUGUACAAAAUGCCUACAAUGAAACCCCUUCAAAGAAAGAACCCACGCCUACGAUUCAUGCACCUUCAAGGAAAGAACUCACACCCACAAGUCAUACACCUUCAAAGAAAGAACUCACGCCCACGGGUCAUGUACCUUUAAAGAAAGAAUUCACGCCUACAGGUCAUGCACCUUCAAAGAAAGAAUUCACGCCUACAGGUCAUGCACCUUCAAAGAAAGAAUUCACGCCUACAGGUCAUGCACCUUCAAAGAAAGAAUUCACGCCUACAAGUAAUGUACCUUUAAAGAAAGAACCUACGCCUACAAAUCAUGCACCAGUCGCAUCAAUUAUAAGUAGACAACUAUCGGAGAAUUCCGAAGAAUCUGUCGAGAAAUUCGAUAGUUUCAUGGGAGACAUAAUUUCUACAGAAUUGGAAUGCGAAGAUGAAGUGCUUGAACAGGAAAUUCUUGUCGAAGAUUCCGAAGAGGAGGAAAGAGAGGAGGCACUUGUUGCAGAAUGGUUGUUGGGUACUGGACUCAUCUUUAAGAGUGCCAUGACAUAUGUGGAUAUUGUGCAGGUUUAUGAAGAAAAUUUCGACGCGCAAAAUUCUGAAUAUUAUGACGAAGAUGAUACUGAAUUUAUGGAAGCUCAAGAAAACAAUAUUGAUGUUUGUUAUCGAGAGCCAUUAGCUGCAAGUGGGUGCUUAACCGAUGAAUAA
Messenger RNA from Acaulospora morrowiae, 1252 nucleotides. NCBI's taxonomy places the organism in Eukaryota, Fungi, Glomeromycota, Glomeromycetes, Diversisporales, Acaulosporaceae. The record is from the annotation of a GenBank genome assembly.